AUGACACCACUACAAAAAGCAAACAAUCAACAAAAUUGUGACAAUGCAAUUGAAAAAUCACGCAAACUCGUCCUACGUUGUUAUAAUGCACUUGCAUCACAGCAAGAAUUGUCCGGCGUUCAAGUUGCUUCAUAUCUUAUGAAUUGGGAUGACCAUUAUACAACACAUCAGUUUCAAGAUCUCUACCUAAUUCAAACUGAGAGAUAUUUACAAGCGGAAUUGAAUGAAAUGCGUAAAAAACAAAAUCUUCGGCUAACAUCACACGAUGAAGCUUUUUAA
Molecule: messenger RNA, 279 nt
Organism: Adineta ricciae
Lineage: Eukaryota; Metazoa; Rotifera; Eurotatoria; Adinetida; Adinetidae
Source: the annotation of a GenBank genome assembly